AGCUUAUGUCGCUGUCACAGUGUGUUGACACAUAGAAAUUUUUAGAUAUUUGGAUUUUUCGUUCAUAUUCAAAAAAUAAAAUUAUUAAAACAUUUACUUCAAUACAUUACCUUAUCGUAUAUUCACAUUUGUACUUAAAUCACUGUAACAUCAGAAUAAUUUAUACGCAAUAUUGAAUGCCACUUCCUAAGCAUCGCAUUGUUUUUAAAAAUUGCGAAAAGGAGAGUCCAAUCAGAUGCCGAAGAAAAAAGGUCAAAAAAAGGCAAAGAAUUCUACAAUAUAUGCACAUAUAAGAGAACACGACCACAAUGAUGGUAAUGAGGUUAUUGAUGAUGAAGCAUAUGAAAUCAAAAAGUCAAAUAAGAAAAAACGAAAUCACACAUCAGAAAAUGAUGACCUUGACAAUCAUCCAGGUGUAAUAUAUCCAGAAAUAAUAUAUUAUCUCAUCUCGGCAUUUGUUCAUCCUGAAGACAUAGGCACCUUUGCAGCAAUUAACAAAGCUACAUACUCAAUAACAAAACGGGAAUCAUUUUGGCACUCAUUAUACAAACGGUAUUGUGAAAAUCACAUGAAAUUGCCAAAAAAAUUGCGUAUCGAGGAGAAUUAUAGAGCGUAUGGGCUACGGCAGAGAGUUAUCAGAGCUUUGUAUCAUACACAUGAUGUGUUUUUGGAGAGAACAGCGAAACAGUCCGCAUAUGAUAGCCGUCCACAUUCCCUAGUAGGAAGGAGGUGUGUUAACUCGUGGUUUACUAAAGGACAGUUGAACUGGUCCGUGUUCUUUAAGCUUAAGAAGCAAGCAGAUAUCAAUCUGAGAGAUGAAGCGGGUAGAGUCGAUGCCAAUCCUGAGGAGGGAACUAAAGUGUUGCAGGUAUUUUGCAAGACAUUGUACAAUAUGCCACCUCUAAUGGGCCUCACACUGUCAUCCGUUAGUCUCACACUAUCGCAAGGGUUUUCCUCACAGAAACUACAUCUAGGUUUCAACAAAGGCAACUCUGUGUCUAGGAAUAUUUUUCCAGAAUGUUCCAUUGUAUUGGACUCUGUUGUUAGUUUGAAUGUGUUUGACUGGUGGCAUCCAAAUUACCCGCAUUUUGAGGUGAAACCACCUGUACUAGAGAGGGAUGAAGAGUCUUCACCGGUUUUGGAUGUUGAUUUCUUUGAAAUGUGUGAUGAUGAUUUAAAUACAUAUGAACUGUGAUAAUAUAUUUUUAAAGCUUU
This is a messenger RNA of Zerene cesonia (dogface butterfly), 1215 nucleotides long. RefSeq names its product transmembrane protein 183 (gene fsd). The transcript has 3 exons. Gene Ontology annotation, cellular component: SCF ubiquitin ligase complex. The coding region runs from base 236 to 1195 and encodes 319 amino acids. The record is from RefSeq and is a predicted model, not a curated record. Gene Ontology annotation, biological process: regulation of protein stability. Lineage: Eukaryota; Metazoa; Arthropoda; Insecta; Lepidoptera; Pieridae.